ACGUUAUUAUAAAGAUGCUUUUUGAGUUUUCAGGCAGAUGGCAUUUUGUAUUUAUUAAAGUUCAGUAAUUUCUAGCAUUUGGAAUGUUUUCAAUAUAUUUAUGCUGUUUUCUUUCACAGGUGAACAGUCGUUCAGACUCUUUCAUGGACAUUUUUUUCUUAAGUGAAAUACUGUUUAGUGGAUACGGAGUUGGUGUGGUUCGUAACCCAACCCUGUAGAUGAAAUCUUCCACAACCAUAUUUUGUGGAUCAAAUGCUGUGUCUUAACAGUCUUCUGUUCCAGUGUGUUUUUGUUCUUCCUCAUUUCUCACAGCUUUUGAUUUUCAUGUUUUGGUGUUCUAUUCCUGAAAGAUGAAAGGUUCGUGGAUGUUUCAUUAUAGGAUCAGUAUCCAUGCAAAUUGACCUAAGGUCUUGGUUUUUGCUCAGAUUUUAUGUUACCUAAUUUUAAUUUGUUAACUCUGCUUUUGUUCUCAUUAUCUUUGCCUUCUCUCUAAUUUUUAAUCUUUCUGUUCCAUUUUGUUUCUUGACUCUAAGUUCUUUGCCCUGGUUAAAGAGAGUUUAAAUAAUUUACAUUUAUUAAAAGAUUUUUUUUUAAAUGUUUAUUUUUGAGAGAGAGACAGAGCACGAGUUGGGGAGGGGCAGAGAGAGAGGAAGACAGAGAAUCUGAAGCAGGCUCCAGGUUCUGAGCUGUCAGCACAGAUCCUGACAUGGGGCUUGAACCCAUGAACUAUGAGAUCAUGACCUGAGCCAAAAUCGCACUUAACCAACUGAGCCACUCAGGCGCCUCUGGUUUACAUUUAUUUUAGCAACUGAUAGGUGUUUCGUGUAUUCUGCAUUCAAUGCUUCCUUGCUAUAUUGUAUCGUGAACUUUGUUUUGUUUGCUUUUAUGCUCUUAUGUGUUUGGAACUUAAAUUUAAUUUCAAAAUCUACAAACUAAGCUUAUUUUUCAGUAUAUUAAACAAAAACAAUAUAUUUAGACUCUAAUGUCCCCCCCCCACUUUCUAAAAUGUAGUCUUCUAGAACUGUAUCAUUAGUGAAUUUCAAUAUUUUGUUAUGUUUUUCUUUUUCAAGAGUUGUUUUUUACUUUUACCAUGUUUAUAAUCAUAUACAGACUUGACUAUUUAACUGUCAUUUUGAUCAUCAGUGCUAUAAUACUUUAAAUCCCCAAUUUUCCUGGUUCCUAACUUCUUUUCAUCCGUAGUGCGCAGGAUAAUAGUAGCAACAACAACAUACAACAUUUAUUAAGUAUUUACAAAGUGCCACUAUAGGCACUUAAAUGUGAGCUAACUCACGUUUAAUCUUCUCUGUGUCGUUCUGAGGUAGAGUCCACUAAUUAGUCCACUGGGCAGAUGAAGAAAUGGAGGCACUGAGAGCUGAACUAAUUUGUCCAUGGAGAGCCAGGACUCCGGAUAGGUUCAGGUCUCCAUCCAGAGUCCCUGCUCUGAAACUUUCACUCCUACUGCCUCCCCUCUGUUGCCUGGGAAAGAACACACUCACACAUAUUAAGAAACUUAGGGUAGGUGUUAGAUUUUUUUGAGUCUUUUCCUGUGUCUGAAAGAGUGUCCUUAGGACUUUUAGACAUAAACCAUCAGUGUAGUUAAAUAUGAAAUUCCUGAGUCACAAUUUUUUUUUCAAGAGUAAAGUAAAACUAUCCCUGCCAUGCCAUGUGGUUUUACUGUUGCAGAGGGAAAGUCUAAGGCCAGCCUGGUGUUUAUUUCUUCAGGGGCAACCUGUCCUUUCCUCCUUGCCCCAACCCUGCCUGUAUGUUGUUAGAACUUUUUUCUUUAACCUUAAAAUUCAAACAUUUGCUAAGGGUUGUCCAGGUGUGAGUCAUUUUGAAUUAUUUUUGCCUAAAGUUCUGAAAGCCCCUUUGAUACCAAAUUUAAAUAUUUCUUUACAUCAGAAAAAAGUUUCUGAAUUAUAUCUUUGCUUAUAACUCCCAUUCAUGUUGGUGCCUCUUUGAAACACCCAUUAUUCUUUGGUUGGAUUUCUUCUCCUUGACCCCUUAGCCAUUAUCUUUUCCCUAGCAUUUAGAUCUGUCUCUUUCCUCUAAAGCAGAGGUCAAAAAACUUUUUCUGUAAAGAGCCAGAUAGUUAAUAUUUUAUGCUUUGUAGAAUGAGGCAAAAUCGAGGAUAUUAUGUAGCUAUUUAUAUAACAAGAGAAAACAAAUUUCUAUAAAUUUUUUAUUGAUGCAAUUUAAAAUAUAAUAAUUGAGUAGUGUUUUGUUUUGUUUUGGUAAUACUGAUUUAAUGAGCAGAAUAUAAUUCUUUUGGGGAGAGAUAACUUUUUGCUUAAUUGGGGUUCAAAGUUCCCUAUCAUUAAUUGAUUACAAAUGUUCAUCUGUAAAAACCAUCCUUAGCUCACAGGACAUAGCAAAACAGACGGCCGGCCGGAUUUGGGUUUCAGGCUGUAGUUUGCCGACCUCUGUUCUAAUGACUUGGAGAAUUUCUCCAAUUUGUCUUCUACCUUUCAGGAUUGAUUUUCUGUAUUGUCUUUUUUGCUUUUUAUUGCUUUGGAUCUGAGUUUUAAACUUCCAUUUAUUCUUUUAAAAUCAUAGCCAUUUUCCUUUAAAAGUCAACCUAUUGACUUUUCAUAUCAUAUUCAUCCCUGGCUUUUGUUCAUUUUGGACCUGUGUUUUUUUAGAUUUCAUUGGGAAUACAAAGCAGAAGUCUCCUUAAAAUAGUCAUGUUUUAAGUCUUUUUCAGAUGAUGCCCUGAGUGCCUGCAGGGGAGUGUGCACCUUGUCCUGAAACUUGUGUGUUUCAUAGGCGCGUGUGAAAUCCUUUUUAUAGUCCUGUUCCCGUGAAGACAGAUUUAAGCAGUCUGUCAACAAUUAAACAGAUACGUGGCUUCCCUUUCAUCCCCUCACCCAUUACCUUCCUUCCCGUAUUUUAAGCCAAGAGUGUGUGGUUCCACCUCACUUCCCACUCAUGUCUCCAACCCUUUCUCCUGGUGUGACUUUGUCAAAAUUAAGCCGAUUCUUUCCUGUCGCUUCUCGUCGUUUAAAAUUUUGAGAAUGCAAAUCUACUUCUGUAUUGCCAGAGGUAGUCUGCACAUCUUAUUUAACUAGACCAGUUAAUGUAAACCAGUAACCCCCACAGUGGACUGCUUCCCGCUCUGUAGUCUCCAGGCCUUGUCUGUCUUAUUAAUGGGGCUCCUGUGAAAACUUGAGAUUGAAUAGUACAUGUAGUUAAGAAGUGCGUGUGAACCCGAAAAGGCAAAUCUCAGAAGUUUUCUUAAGCAAACCCAACCCCUACCAGGUACAUGUAAUGUAUUUGUCUUUCUUUUGCUUAGAAAUGAAUAAUGUGUUUCAUGUCCCAGAGUUACAAAUUUGUAGACGUUAGAAUGUAUGGUUUUUUUUCUUUUUAAACUUUUUAUGUUCUUCAGCGAUUCUUUGGAUGCACUUUCAGCUUUUGCUCUUCAUAUAAGUGUUCUUGAUAAAUGUUACCAUAAAUGGCCCUUUCCCGUGGGUCACAUUCCUAGGAUAUGAUUUGUUUUCCUGUCAGCUUUAGUUAGUAGCACCCAAUUCCUUGUCCUUUUCCACUCCGUAUUGUGAAUUUUAGAUGGAAAUAAGAGGAUACAUCUUGAAGCUCUGAGAGAUCUUGAGAUUUACAAAACAAGACUAAGAUGUGGAAGAAGAUACCGUGUAAAUAAAGAGAAAGAGAAGCAUACAUGCAGAUAACAGGUGAUCUGCAACUCCUUCACCGUCUGUAAUGCGGAGAUGCAGGAAGUUGGCGUUGGCCUAUAUCCGAGUAUGUCUUUGCUCAAUCACAGCUGUGACCCCAACUGCUCCAUCGUGUUCAACGGGCCCCACCUCUUGCUGCGAGCAGUCCGCGACAUCGAGGCGGGAGAGGAGCUCACCAUCUGCUACCUGGACAUGCUGAUGACCAGCGAGGAGCGCCGGAAGCAGCUGAGGGACCAGUACUGUUUUGAAUGUGACUGUAUUCGAUGCCAAACCCAAGACAAGGAUGCUGACAUGCUUACUGGUGAUGAGCAAGUAUGGAAGGAAGUUCAAGAAUCGCUGAAAAAAAUUGAGGAACUGAAGGCACAUUGGAAGUGGGAGCAGGUUCUGGCCAUGUGCCAGGCGAUCAUCAGCAGCAACUCGGAACGGCUUCCCGAUAUCAACAUCUACCAGCUGAAGGUGCUCGACUGCGCCAUGGACGCCUGCAUCAACCUGGGUCUGCUGGAGGAGGCCUUGUUCUACGGAAUUCGGACCAUGGAGCCAUACAGGAUCUUCUUCCCAGGAAGCCACCCGGUCAGAGGCGUGCAGGUCAUGAAGGUCGGCAAGCUGCAGCUGCACCAGGGCAUGUUCCCGCAGGCCAUGAAGAACCUGAGGCUGGCUUUUGACAUUAUGAGAGUGACACACGGCAGAGAGCACAGCCUGAUUGAAGACUUGAUCCUCCUCUUAGAAGAAUGUGACGCCCACAUAAGAGCAUCCUAAGGGGCGCAGGCAAAGAUAGCUCAUACCCAUAUUGAAUGCCUGGUGGAGGUCACAUGUGCCGCACUGUUUGUGGGCCUCCCCUCUGGGAAUGCUAGGCUGUGUUUAUGUAGGUAAAUAAGCAGGCAUACCAUGUGCAAACCACAAGAAUCAUUAGUUGUAGAGAAGCACAAUAAUAAAUACAAAAAAAGUGGUUGAAAAUGUCAUCUGCUAAUUGUUUUGUUUACUCGUUGGUGACUUUAAUGUUCCACAUCUCAACAUGAAGGCUAGAAAGUUCUAGUAAAAGCAUAGCAGUGUACGUUGAAUCUUCUCCUUGAAUAUCUGGGGGGAUAACUGGAUAAAAAUCAAUGUUUUUACAAGCAAAAACUUAAUGUCCAUUUUGUCAAAAAAGCAGAAUGUUUUCUUUACUGUUUGUAGUAAAUGAUAAUAUAUAUCCAUUAUUUAUACCCCAAUACAUCUCUAACACAGAAAGUAUUAUCCUAGGUCCUAGAAAGAAGUCAUUUUAGGUGCUAUUAGAAAAGCAUAGGAAGUCUUAAUGGGAAAAAAAUGUUUUUUUCAAAUGUCUUGGGUUCUUUGUAUAAUUCUUCUGUGCAUUCUGUAACUCUGUAUAUGUCAUGUUUUUUUAACUUGGAAUUUUUUUCUGUGAUUCCCUCCAUCUGUGGCUUGACCAUGUGAUGUGCAUGCCACAAAGCUCCCUCACCCUGCACCCCAGCUCACAUCAGGUUUGUUUUUGCUUCCUCCUAUUUCCCAAUCCCAUGGCUGCUUUUCCCCCUUUCUGCAUUAGACAAAUUCAGAAAAAAAGGUGGUUUGUUUUAUGGCUCCGUGACCCUGUGAGCAGUUCAGUCCCUCCUGGUUGGAUGGGGCCCGGGCAGGAGUUGCAGCCCUUGGUUCCGGCGGCUGCGGGCGUUCUUAGGGAGGCCCCAGUCAGCCACACCUUAUUUUACAAGCCAGGAAAGGAGCUACUUACUGGGAGUUGUGGCCUGGCCCCUCACACAGGGAGAGACAAAGCUUCCAGCCACAUGGCCACGGCAGGCGGCAGAGAAAGCUGGCCACUGGAAGCCGGAAUCCACUUGACCAAUGCCUGGCAAUUACUCGGACCAUGGAAAUGUGCUCAGUAUCGGGCUUGCUGGUGCACUCUGUACCUUUCUGUCAGCUGGCCUCUGCCCCAGCCACAGGCAAGUAUCAAGCCUUAUCUCCGGGGCACACAGGAUCUCCAGUAACCACAGUAGCACAACACAGUAGGUAUUCUGAAGCCCAUUUUAUAAGAAAACAGAGGCCCAGCAUCAGUGCUCUGGAAUCCUUCCUAAUUUACUAAGUUACCUUGAGAAAGUGGCUUCAUCUCAGUCUUUAUGAACAACCAACUCUACCCAAUUCAGCAAAUAUAUAUUGGAUAGUUACUGUGUGUUUAGGAAAAGGCAAUACAAAGACUGAAUAAGUUAUGCCCCUUGUUCUCAAAAUGCACACUCUCUGGUGUAGUAUUUGUGUCCGUUAGCUUUUACUGUGUAACACGCUUAGUGGCUCAAGAUAACACUUAUUCACGAUUCUGUACGUUAGCAGUUGAGCUAGACAGUUCUGGUGUGGUCCAGGCGUGGCUGAUCUUGGCUGCCUACACCACCGUCUGCAGUUGCAGGUGGGUCGGCUGGGGAAACGGGGGUGACUGAGGCUUGUAGCUCCCCGGGUUAGCCCAGCCUUGUUCCCGGGGCAGCAGGGUUCCAGGAAAGGUAAGCAGGCAAGCCCCAAUGUGCAAGCACUUCUCGUAACUGCUUGUGUUGCAUUUGCCAAUAUCCCACGGGCCAAAGCCAUUCACAAGGCCGGCCCAGAGUCUGGGGUGGGGAGAGCCUCUUCUCUCAGUCAUCCAAUCGCAAGGUGUGGAAAGAGAGGGAGGUAUUGUGGCCAUCUAUGCGAUCCAUGUUAUAGAACUUUGAGUGAAUUGGAUGAAAUUUAUAGACCUUUCCAGAAACCCAUGUACAUAUAUAUGAACAAUUUGCUUUUAGGAUCAGGGACUCUUGAGCUCCCUGUGGUCCAUCAGCAGACUCCCUGGAGUCCUUCGCCUAAUGAGAAGUAGAUUUGCUACCUUUCAAAAGCACUGAUGGGAAUUACGUUGGCUCGUCAUUUUAAAUUCAUUAGGGAAAGAAAGAAGCCAUAACAGAAGGUCGGGGUAGGAACUCACGUGCCAAAUGAGCAGAGUUCGCUGAUAGAACCCUGUGUUUGCCAGUUUUCUGAAAUUUAUCAGUGAUGAUCCUGGAUAAGGAGAUUUGCCCUCACGCCUCCUCAAAAAAGCAUGACAAGCUUUUAAAUCCCUCUCAGCUCACUUCCCGUUGUCUGAGAGAAGGGCCCCUAAGAGGGAGGGGCCCUGCUUGCAUCAACUUUAAUAGAAAGCAAACAUUUAAGCAAUGGUAAAUGUUUACCCAACAUCUUUACAGCAAAAUAACUUUGGAGAAGGGGGAAGGGGACGGAGAACAUAAUUUAAAAUCUGUGUCACCAGUGGCUGACGAUUUAUUGCCGCCCCAGCCUCCAGGACUGCUAUUCCAUUAAUCCAUAGAUUGUAGCGGCAGGCUUUUUUCACAUCAGUAACUUGACGCCAUUAGUUGUUCCUCUGGGAUAAGAACACAUUUAAACUGAAAAUGAACACACUGGGCAUAAUUUAUGGCCAUGCCAUAUGAAUGCCAAGAGUACAGGCAGGACGGCUGCCUGGAAGGCCUGCUCACCCUGGGAGCUCAAGGCGGCCUUCCUCUAGCCGGGCAGGAAUGCAGGCAGCAGAGAGGGCGGCCACAGUGUGGCGAGGCCAGACAGCCACAAACCACAGAGGUCCCUCCGUCAAGCUUCACAGUGGGAAUGAAAGAGACAGUCCUGCGUGGGGGCCCUCCCCUGAGCUCUGUCUCGAGUAUUCUCUUCUGGCCCAAUCAGGAAACGAUGUGACACUCAGAGUAGCCCACAAGCGAAGUUCCUGAGUCAAGGGUAAACGCAUAUGUGAAAUACUGUGGCAUUUACCUUGAGCCGGUUGUAUGACAAUGCCUGCCUCCCCUCAGUCUUGACAACAGGGUGGGUUUUUCAGCUUUUGAAUGUUGUGCUAAGCUCAUGGAUGAGAAAUGGUAUCUCAAUGUACUUUUAAUUUUCUUAUUGGCAAAGUUUGAGGUCUUCAAAUAUUUAAAAGCCUUUUGUCUAACUUUCUGUGAAUGCUAUUUGCCUGUCUUUUGUCCAAUUUUCUAUCAGACUGUUGUGGGUUUUUUUUUUUUUUUUCCUUUUCGUCUUUUUUCCCUCAUCUUUAGUCGUUUCUAUAUUAGGAAGAUUUUCCCUUUAUCUGUAAUAUUUCAUCUCUCAGUUUGUCACUUGUUUUUUUGACUUUUCUUUAAUAUUUUGCCCUGAGUUCCUUUGGAUAGCAUUUUCAAAAAGGCAUUUCAUAAGAAAUCUACUCUAGGGUAAGCCGGGGUCCUAUUGUAAAGUUAAGCACCAUGAAUCCUCCUCAAAUGGUUCCUGAUUCUUAGCUGUUCCUGAGUUGAGUUGAUAUUUUAAAAAAUCAUUCUUCUCCAACAUUCUGGCAUCUUCCUGUCUUCAGCCAGCACCUUGCCUGGUCAAGGUUCUUCACCUGGUGGAAGUUCAGUUUAUCAUUCCUGAACUCUCUUGACACUUAAUGGUCUUGCCAUGUUGGGAUGCCUCAAUCUUCCAUUAAACUGAUUUACUUGUUAGAGAAUCCCCUGGUUCAGACUUGGUCCACCCCACUAUAUAGCAGCAAUUAGAGAUUGGGAUUCAGUCAAUUCAACCAGAAUAGUAAUCUGCUUCUUUGUCUUUUGAUUCAGAGGCAUGAUGAGUCCAAAUGGCCAUAAGGCAGUCUGUCCAUGAUUAUGGAGCCACUGUUGUAUUCCCUGGAGGAAUCAUUUCUCCUUUAGAAACCUAGACAUAUAAACUAGCAGAUCAAAAAGUCACAGGGCUAGGAAGCAAAAAUUCCACAAGUGCAUUAUUAACUGUAAUUGUGAGAGAAAAUGAUUUACAAACCUUUUUAAAAAUAUGUGCCAACAUAGCAUAUUAAAAGUAAAUAUAGAGGGGCACCUGGGUGGCUCAGUUAAGUGCCCGACUUGGGUUCAGGUCAUGAUCUCACAGUUCAUGGGUUCGAGCUCUGCAUUGGGCUCUGUGCAGAUAGCUCAGAGCCUGGAGCCUGCUUCAGGUUCUUUGUCUCCCUCGCUCUCUGCCCCUUCCCUGCUCACGCUCUCUCUCUC
Molecule: messenger RNA, 8650 nt
Organism: Acinonyx jubatus (cheetah)
Lineage: Eukaryota; Metazoa; Chordata; Mammalia; Carnivora; Felidae
Gene: SMYD3
Product: SET and MYND domain containing 3
Exons: 8
Coding region: 3720-4439 (239 amino acids)
Cellular component (GO): nucleus
Molecular function (GO): histone H4 methyltransferase activity; protein binding
Source: RefSeq, a predicted model, not a curated record